GAUACGACUGAAAAUCUAUCCACUUAUCCUCAGCCUCACAGACCAAUAGAAAGUUAGAAACCAUGUCAAGCUCUCAAGCUCAAGAAAUAUACCCACACUCGAACACAGACCGCUUUCCAUAAACACUUUUACAUGGCAUCCGUACUCGGAAGCUGCUCAACGGCAGCCUUGGCCUCUCGACCUCUCUCAUCUCGCACUUCCAGGGCUUCAAUUCCCUCUCUCUCUUUAAGCCUAGGGAAGAGUUAUGGGAAGAAGUUUUAUGGAGGGAUUGGGAUUCAUGGAAAGAAGAGGCCUCAAUUUCAUGUGGCAGUGACCAAUGUUGCCACUGAAAUCACCCCUGCUGAGCAGGCACAGAGAGCUGCUGCAAAGGAAAACCAGAGGCCAGUGUAUCCCUUCGCUGCUAUAGUGGGGCAAGAUGAGAUGAAACUGUGCCUUCUGCUGAAUGUGAUUGAUCCCAAGAUUGGGGGUGUCAUGAUCAUGGGGGAUAGGGGAACUGGAAAAUCCACAACUGUUAGGUCCUUGGUUGACUUGCUUCCCGAAAUCAAGGUAGUUUAUGGUGACCCUUACAAUUCGGAUCCCGAAGAUCCAGAGUCCAUGGGAGCGGAAGUUAGAGAGAGCAUUGUGAAAGGGGAGCAACUUCCUGUCACCAUGACUAAGAUCAACAUGGUUGAUUUACCCUUGGGUGCUACAGAAGAUAGAGUCUGUGGGACAAUUGAUAUUGAGAAAGCUCUAACUGAGGGUGUCAAGGCAUUUGAGCCUGGCCUUCUUGCAAAAGCUAACAGAGGAAUUCUUUAUGUGGACGAAGUUAAUCUCUUGGAUGAUCAUUUAGUGGAUGUUUUAUUGGAUUCUGCUGCCUCCGGAUGGAACACAGUGGAGAGAGAGGGUAUUUCGAUUUCACAUCCUGCCCGGUUUAUUUUGAUUGGCUCUGGCAAUCCAGAAGAAGGGGAGCUGAGGCCACAGUUGCUUGACCGUUUUGGGAUGCAUGCACAAGUUGGGACUGUAAGGGAUGCAGAGCUCAGAGUGAAGAUUGUGGAGGAGAGAGCUCGGUUUGACAAAAACCCCAAAGAAUUUCGGGGUUCUUACCAAGCUGAGCAAGAAAAGCUUCAACAACAAAUUGGCUCAGCUAGAAGUUACCUUCCAUCUGUUCAGAUUGAUCAGGAUCUCAAGGUGAAAAUCUCUAAGGUUUGUGCAGAGUUGAAUGUCGAUGGAUUGAGAGGAGACAUAGUGACUAACAGGGCUGCAAAAGCUUUGGCUGCUUUAAAGGGAAGAGAUAAGGUGACUCCAGAGGAUAUUGCUACUGUCAUCCCUAACUGCUUAAGGCAUCGUCUUCGGAAGGAUCCUUUAGAGUCAAUUGACUCAGGCUUACUUGUCAUUGAGAAGUUCUACGAGGUGUUUAGCUGAAGGAGGUACUGGAAGUGUUCUUUUAUUUUUUGUUGUAAGAUUGUUGUUUUGUUUAAUUUUUUUUUUCUGGGAUAUUAAUCCCAUACUGCUUUUACACGGGAACAUUUAGAUUUUUGGCCAUCCAUAUGUUCUGACUACUAUGUUAUAUAACUAAAAAGCUUUAUGGUCUAUAAUUUUGCGAAGCUUGAAGCUCGGUUGAACUAUCUAUAUGGAUCCAAUUUCGUUGCCAA
This is a messenger RNA of Prunus avium (sweet cherry), 1631 nucleotides long. RefSeq names its product magnesium-chelatase subunit ChlI, chloroplastic. The record is from RefSeq and is a predicted model, not a curated record. NCBI's taxonomy places the organism in Eukaryota, Viridiplantae, Streptophyta, Magnoliopsida, Rosales, Rosaceae. Gene Ontology annotation, molecular function: magnesium chelatase activity; ATP binding; ATP hydrolysis activity. Gene Ontology annotation, biological process: chlorophyll biosynthetic process. Gene Ontology annotation, cellular component: chloroplast stroma.